Messenger RNA from Cryptomeria japonica (Japanese cedar), 1415 nucleotides. Its product is annotated as large ribosomal subunit protein bL21m. NCBI's taxonomy places the organism in Eukaryota, Viridiplantae, Streptophyta, Pinopsida, Cupressales, Cupressaceae. Gene Ontology annotation, molecular function: structural constituent of ribosome; RNA binding. The transcript has 5 exons. Gene Ontology annotation, biological process: translation. Bases 92 to 907 code for a protein of 271 amino acids. Gene Ontology annotation, cellular component: ribosome. The record is from RefSeq and is a predicted model, not a curated record.
UUUCAUUUUGUGACGCUUUAAACCCUGUGACGCUUUAAAACCUUUGUUUUCCUCAUAAGGUUAUUAAGCCAGACAAUCUGAGCAUUUCUCCAUGGCUACUGGAAAGCUUAUUCGUGCGCUAGCACAACGAACCUAUUCGAUUUCGCGACCUGCUGCUGCUCCACGCGCCAACCCAGGUUCCAUACUCGGCACUGUAACACACACAAAACAUUCUUAUCUUCCUCUCCAAGCGCAAUGCACGUAUGGGCAUUUUCAUUUACAUCCCCCAGCAAAUGGAAUUACGAGUCUGUUCAGGCGUUAUCUUGCCACUUCAUCAGAGGGCGCCGCCGAUCAGAACGCUGAUUCAGCUUCGAAAGAUGAGGUGGGCAACUCACAAGGCACCGAAAAUAGGGCAAGCAAAGGUGUGAAGAAGGCUAAAAAUAUCGAGCCUGACUUGAACUCUAGGGUUUACAGGGAAAGUCUCAGUGCAAGAGAAAUCACUGAUGCCGACGAAAUAGGAUACAGUAUUAUUGGCCCGGCUAAGACCGGCGAAUUCCCUAGGAAGCCCAAACUUCCCAUAUAUGCCGUCGUUCAGGUUGGUGCCCAUCAAUUCAAGGUGUCUAGUGGGGAUCGUAUUGUUGUCGAGAAGUUGAAGUAUGCGGAUGUUAACCAGAAGAUACUUCUGAACAAGGUUUUGAUGCUGGGAACACAAUCACAAACCAUUAUUGGUAGACCAAUGCUUCCAACUGCAGCUGUUUGUGCACUAGUUGAAGAGCAAGGAUUAGGUGCCACAGUGAUAAUCUUUAAGAAAAAGCGCAGAAAGAAUUACCGCCGGACAAAUUUUCACCGCCAGGAGCUCACCACGUUAAGAAUAAUGGAUAUCCACGGAUUGGACAAAUCAUUACUUGAAGCAACUUAUGCAGAAUAGGGCAAUUUCUAAUCAUCUAAAUUAACGUAAGCAAAGGCCCCUUACAAUAUUUUGAAGAAUCAAAGCUGGAGCAGAUUCUUCAGGAUUGCUGCUGUCAUAAAUUUUGUAAAAGCUCUGGGGAAGCUCUAGUAUUUGUUAACUUAUGGAUUUAGCUAAGAAGAUAAUAGUGUUGUCACUUCGUUGCUGUCUUUCAAUGGUGGCAAUUCCUGUUACUAUCACAAGUUUAUUUGGUGUACUUGUUGCCUAUUUAUUGUUUGUUGAUGCUAUUUAAUCGGCAUUCUUAGAAUAAUUUGCAGAAUUUAACUUUUGUAAUUGAUGGUGUUCUAGGCUUCAGUAUACAACUUUUCCAGUUGAGGAGGAUUGACAAGAAGCAUAUAAUCAUUGCACGUUAUGAUUCCCGUAAUAUAGGACAUGCAUGUUACAAGUAUAACUAUUGCAGGCUUGGGAACAAUUUUUGUUUUUUCAACACCCUGCUAGCUUUUAUGAGAAGGGUCGAUCGUCAGUGACA